Molecule: messenger RNA, 5869 nt
Organism: Patella vulgata (common limpet)
Lineage: Eukaryota; Metazoa; Mollusca; Gastropoda; Patellidae
Product: mediator of RNA polymerase II transcription subunit 14
Exons: 2
Coding region: 79-4383 (1434 amino acids)
Biological process (GO): regulation of transcription by RNA polymerase II
Cellular component (GO): core mediator complex; mediator complex
Molecular function (GO): transcription coregulator activity
Source: RefSeq, a predicted model, not a curated record
UAAAGAUGGCUGAUAUUUAACCGGCUGAAAAAUUAUUUGGAUGAUUUUCUUUGAAAUACGCUUUUAUUGAACACAAAUAUGCCGCCGGUUGAUAUGCCAGUGCCUCCUGGGCCUCAACAGGGCGGAGGAUCCAUUUCAUUGGCAACCUUGAUAGAUUACAGCCUACAAAGAACGCAUCACGAAUUGGUUGUUUUGUCUGAACUUCUUCCGAGAAAAACAGACAUGGAAAGAAAAAUUGAGAUAUUCCAGUUUGCAAGCAGAACUAGACAGCUUUUUGUUCGACUUCUUGCCUUGGUAAAAUGGGCCACCUCGGCAACCAAAGUCGACAAGUGUACAGACAUAUGCAAUUUCUUGGAACAACAGUCCAUGUUUUUCAUUGACACUGCAGAUAGUUUGGCACGAUUAGCUCGUGACACCCUUGGCAAUGCCAGACUGCCAAGUUUCUCGUUACCAAGUGCUAUAGAUGUUCUAACCACUGGCACCUAUCCUCGUUUACCUACCUGUAUCCGAGAAAAAAUAGUUCCUCCAGACCCCAUAACUCCACAAGAGAAAAAAGAUACCCUACACCGACUGAACCAAGUAAUACAAUAUCGUCUCGUUUCAUCAGAACUUCCACCACAGAUGAGAAAACUGAGGAUCGAACAAGGCAGAGUUAAGUUUACUGUUGAACAUGAAUUUGAAGUUACCCUGACUUUAAUGGGUGAUAGCUCAACGAUACCAUGGCGUCUACUUGAUAUAGAUAUUUUGGUUGAAGAUCAUGAAACAGGAGAUGGGAAAUCCUUAGUCCAUUCUUUACAGGUGAAUUAUAUCCACAGAUUGGCUCAGACGAGAUUAUUAGAUAAUGACAAACCAUUGCAUGACUUAUACAGGGUUCUUCAUUCAUUCUGUCAGGCUUUACAACUAGAGGUUCUUAAUUCUCAAACACAGAGGUUAAUUAAAUCCAGACUGGGUGACAGUGUUCGAGUGGAAGAAUAUACUCUGAGUCGACGCCUUUUGGUUUCUUAUUGGCGAGACCAGACAAAGAAUUGUAAGAGUGCCGACCCAGUCAUCUAUAAACUAAGUGUCCAUGUCUGCGAGGAAGAUGAUGGAAAACCAUUACAAAUAACUCACUUUCCUCCUAUGUCACCAGAGGAAUGUACAAAGGUUGGUUUGGCCAUAAAAAGUGAUCAACUUUCUAUAGAGAAGCUCUUGAUGCAGACCAUCGAGGUUAGAACAUAUGCCAAAUUAAGGGAGCUGUCAAAAGAAAUGCAGAGAUACGUUUCCGACAAGUGUGAAAUUAGAGACAUGCCAGCUGCUCUUCAUGUACCAAUCCUCUCUCCGUGUAUGCCUUCUGAAGUUUUACGGAUUGCCAUCGAUGUUUUACGGGGGACUUAUCUCGCUUCUGUACCUGCAUACAACAGUUUGGCCAUUCAAGAGAUUGAAGAUUGUCUAAAUAAUGACAAAAGGGGCUUUGAUAAAGCGAUCUCUAAAUUAAGAUUACAAUUAAGUUUGUUGCGAUGUGAAAAAUCUGUCCAAUUACUCCUAGCUCCGUGUUUUCACACUCUGCCAAUAGUCAACAUGGCAGGUCAUGAAUUAGAAAAACUGUCUAAAACCAGACUAUUUAUUGGUGUACCCCGGCAGCAUUAUUUCUACAUUGUCGUUGAAUUGGAAGAGAAAAUUGACACAUCUGUAGAUUUCAAAUAUUACUUCUUACAGACAAAACCAUGCACAAUUGAUGGAACGGAAGAGGUGAUGGGAGACGAUUCGGUUGUAAAAUUCUUCCUGAAGGCCGAAAUGUUUCUUCCAUUACAUAUUCAUUCGAUAACACGAGGUCCCGUUUGUAAAAUAUUUGACGACUCCCCUUACACUACACUUGAUAGCCUAAGUCGCAAAAGAAAGUUGUAUUUAGGUGAGGGUGAUGAGCCUGAUGCCAAGAAGAUAAAAGGAUCUCCUUAUUUCAUCCCAGAGCUGACAUAUUUGUUGGCUUCAACAGAAGAGAAGAUUCCAUUUAUUUAUUUGGGUCAAGAAUUAAACUCACAUAAUAUCUCCCAUCAAGGGAUACAGAUUGACGGAGAAGGAGUAUGCAUGGCUCUAACCAUCUUGGACUUCCCAAACUGUAAAGGAUGCCCAGAGGAAGUCACCAAAAUGCUUAAGGAAUUAUUCUUGUCAUGUAAGUUUCGUAUCUUGUCCAGAUUCCGGAACUGGAAUGUUGAGUUUAUAUUUGAUAAGUCACCAUUGGAAUCUGAACAUUAUAAAGAAAGUGGUCCAUCACAACGAGUUUAUCUCAAUCUAGAUUUAAACAGUGACGACUAUCAAAAAACUGUCAAAGAUUUAUUAAACGAAUGGAAUGCCAUUGGUAAUUUAUUUGGUCUAGUACAAGAUUUUGUCGAUGUGUAUUCUGACGUCAGGUCUGGUUUUCAAUCUGUUGUCAAGAUCAAGUCGUACAAUUAUAAGAAACUGGUUAUAUCUUAUGGACAGGGGUUAUCGUGUUUGGUUAUAGUUAAAUGGAAUGGUGACGAUGGUCUGUUUCACUUAUCUCUGGGAACAAAUGGUCAGUGUUCCACUGGUAAUCCCCAUGUACCAGUUUUAACUCACUUAGAGAAAGAAUUGAACACUUCCAAAAAUCUCUCUUAUCUUAUUCAAGUUUUGCUGGAAACCAUGGCUCCUAUGGCAUCUAUGAUUAAACUUAAUACACUACCUGUCCUCGGAACAAGCCAAAUUCCUAAGAUUUCUAUGUUAACAUUUACGAUCGUUCCACAGUCAUCCACACAUCUUAGAAUUAUCUACAGAAAUAUUUAUUGUGUUGAUGUUCAUCUCCGCGCCAACAAGAUUGUUGCAGUUCGGGAUUGUUCGUACAGCCAUUUUGAUAAUAGUUCUGUCGUAGAUGCUUUGACGCCAACACCUGGUCUGAAAGCUUUUUUGAACAUGUUCGUGGAUGAGACAGCUAUAGGUGGACGAUCUAGAAGACGUUCAACAACAGAAGAUGAUAAUCCGCCAUCUCCAAUGGACACAAUGGAUAUCUUCUCGCAUCCGAGCACAGGAUCUCCAGCGACACGCCCACCAAAACAAGACCUAGCUAGUAAUUUUAGAUUCCAAAAUCCUAUGACACCCCCUUCCAACCCUCACACACCUGCAUCACCAGGGGCAGCAAGGAUGCCAACUGGAAUUAACCCAUCUCCUUCCACUGCUUUGAUGGGAGCCCCAUCUCCAAGUACCCUACUGACAGGAGAAUCACCAGGUAACCCUCAUCUUCAUGUUCCUUCACCCAGUUCAUUAAUAGCAGCACCAUCUCCACAGUCAAUAGGCAUGCACAUGCAAUCACCAGCUGCGUCAUUCAUGAGUCCUAGUGGAAUGGUGGAAGGAGGCUCUCCAUAUCCAGGAUCAAACUUUGCCCAUCCGUCCCCAAGGAACUGGCCUGGAUCUCCAUCAGUUGUGGGAUCUGGACCAUCUCCAGCAUCUUAUUACGGUGCAACCAGUACAACAUCACCAGGUCAUCCAGCUCUUCAUUCACCUCAAAACCAAGUUCUCAGUCCACCAUCAAGAAUUCUUCCCAAAAAAUCUUGGGCAGCCUCAAUACCAACGUUAUUAUCCCACGAUGCCUUUGAUAAGAUGUUAACACCCGGACCAUUACAAGCACCUGUCAUGCUAUCCCCACUGGAACGAUUCCUCGGAUGCAACAUUCUUAAACGUCACUUUAACAAACUCAUCCAAAUGGACCAGGCCUUGACAUUCAUACCAUGUGCCGAACCAGGCGUCAUUAUGUUCAAAGCAGAAACUCUUCAGUUUAUGGUGAAAUUAAACAUGUCGACAUUACAAACUCUUCAUAUGAAAGUUACUCCCAAUCCUGAAAGUGCAGAUCAGUGGACGACAGAGGAAACACAGAUUAUGGAGAAAUACUUUGACCAAAAAAUUGCUUGCUAUCCAUAUAAAAUCAAUGCCUUGAGUAGUUUCACAAAAAUAUUCAAUGCUCCGAUAAGAAUACUUAAAGACUUUAUACAAAUUAUGCGGCUUGAGUUGAUGCCAGAUCAAAACAUGAAAUGGUCUAUACGCUGGUGCCUUACGAUACCUCAUGAUAUCCAACUCCAGCCGCAGCCAGGUACGCCGUGCGUUAUUGUUAAAGCGAAAGUACUUAUAGUUAUUCAGCUGACCAGAAUCGGCAUCAAUCUUCCUCCAGGCAAAGAGGCUCAGUCCAUAAACAUUCCCUUACUAUAUGAUCUACAUUAUAACACUGUCAACUUCUUUCAAUAUAAUGAUCGAGGUCAGAACAAACAAUUGACCACACCCACAGCUCAUGCCAUCAUGGUCAUGUUGACACGCUUUGGUGACUUGCAUCAAAAUCCAAACGAAUGUGCUUUAUUUCCCGCCAUACGAGAAUUGAUGACAAACUUAGUUCUACCAAUGUGAAAAACAAUUUGUGAAUCAAAAUCUGUACUUGUUAUGACUGAUCAUAAUGUGCUAUAAAGAAAAGCUGGUUUUAAUUCAGGGUUUCAUCAACAAUGGUGAGUUGUAAGCCAGUAAAACAUCUUGAAAAAGGUUUAGAGGAGAAAUGUAGAUGAGUGUUAAAAUAAUUUUUCUUUAUACCUGACUACCCUUAAUGGUCAUAUGAUAAGAGACAAUAAAUCAACACAGUCUUCUUGUAUUCACUAAUUUUUGAUCAUGAAUAUCUUUUGUAAGUUUAUAGUUAAAUGUAGUCAGAAAAGUCUAAUUUGAUCAAGAUCAGAUAACCAUAACAUUUCAUUAUAUAUGUUGUACUGUUUGACCUAUCAGAUUGUCUGCAUUGGGUAAGGGGCUUUAUUAUGUGGUGAAUAAUAGGAAUUAUAAAGUCCAACAAGAGAGUGCUUCUAGUAUAUAUUAUGACUGGUUAAUAUAUGGGAUAGUCUAGUGUCACACUUCGCGCUCUAGGUAAUCGGUCGUGGGUUUGAUCCCUGCUGUGAUCUUAUGUGGCUUGGAGAUAUAUAUAGGGGCUCCUUCUCAACCUUUUCAGGUUUACUCUGGGUACUCCGGUUUCCUCCCACAGGAAAGACCCUUGGGCAUGUGCUGAUAAUAAAUAUAAGAAAACUUGUCUGCUACCCUUGGUAGAAGUGGAGGUUAAACACCAUGAACAACAACAUACAUAGAACUGUUACUGGCAUAUCACAAUGUUGGGUACCAGUAAAGUUUGUAAACUAUGUGCAGCAGAAUAAUCCAUUUUAUUAAAGUGAAAAGAUAGUUUCUGAUUAUUUGUAAAAUAAGUAGGUGUAGUCAGACUGUAGGGAUUGUCCAGGAAUUUGUUUUGUUAGAGCUGUUAUGUAUUAUUAAGUACUGGUAUUUGUUUUAUAUUGCCAUGUAGAUUACUGUAGUAUACUAGUAAAUGAAGAACAUGUUUCAAAAACUGGUUUCGAUCAUUCCAGCCUAUAUUGUAUCUGCUUCAACUAUAUUGAAUGUACACAUUGGCCGGUAUUUUGUUUAGAUUUAUAUUUAUUUUAGUCAAAGCAGAGCCAAUGUAGAAUGGAAUGCUUGAUGUGAAAAAUGCUUGUCAGUUUUAGGGUAAAAUUUCUUUGAAAAUAUUGUUAACGAAAUGAUUAAGUUAUAUAUACAAUGUCAAUGAUUUAAAUUUUAUUUCUGUUUGAUAUGCUUAUUUAUGUCAUAUAUAUGCUGUUUAUGGGGUACGGAAAAUGUCAUCACUAAAAAAGCUGCAUAGAAACCAAUGUCACAUGGUGUAUGUUAUAUUUCAAUUGUUUCAAUUCUACAUCAAUCACAGGUUGUGUUAGCACCUGAUACCACUUAUGCUCACAUAAAAUAGUAAAGUUUUGUAUAUAAAACUGAUCAUGUUUCAAUACUGUACGUAUUCAUGUAUCAUAUAUCAUAAAACAAACAUCUUCAUUUAACCAAAUAAAUUAUACUCUUCUUA